Eubalaena glacialis (North Atlantic right whale) is the source of this 1212-nucleotide messenger RNA. RefSeq names its product protein Njmu-R1-like. Lineage: Eukaryota; Metazoa; Chordata; Mammalia; Artiodactyla; Balaenidae. Gene Ontology annotation, cellular component: trans-Golgi network. The record is from RefSeq and is a predicted model, not a curated record.
AUGGAUGUACAGGGCCGGUCAGAGGCCGCCGCGACGCUCCCCUCCUUGCAGGAAUCGCUGGAUGGGGAUGAGAAGGAGCUAGACAGCAGCAAGGAGGGUGUCCCCGCCGAGGAGCGGAGACUCAAGCUGCUGCCCAGCAGCCACUACUGUGUCUACAGCUACCGCGGAAGCAGAUUGGCACGGCAGCGAGCGGACAGUGAUGGUGGAAGCCCAAGUGGCACAGAUGCAGAAACUCCCUCUGGUGAUGAUUUCAGCCUCUCCUUGGCGGAUGCUAAUCUACCCUCUGAAGUGGAGCCAGAGCUGCGCAGUUUCAUUGCUGAGCGUCUUUCUAAGGGAGCAGUCUUUGAAGGGCUGGGGAAUGUUGCAUCUGUGGAGCUGAGAACUCCAGGUUACAGAGUCGGUUGUUAUUACUGCCUUUUCCACAAGAAAAACUGCUUCCCUAAACAGCAACAACGGACUGUGGACGUAACUCUUGAGUAUACGGUCUGCUUUUGAGGAGGGUCUGAAAAAGGACUUGAGCUUUUCAGGCUUGAAUUGGACAAGUAUAUUCAAGGGCUGAAAAAUAACAUGAAUUGUGAGGAAAGGGGUGGGGAGAACCACAUACAGUCCUACCCGAGCAGCUGUUUUGAGGAUGUUGUAUGCCCAGUCCAAAGGGUGGUUCAUCUCUUUCAGGAGCAGCUUACCUUCCUGCUACACGCUUUAUAUACUCGUGUUGAGGUUAAAGAAUCAGAUGAAAAAGCAAAAAGAGACAUUCACAGGUUUCUGAGUGUGGCCAGUCUCCAAGGCCUUAUUCACGAAGGCACCAUGACGUCUCUGUGCAUGGCCACGGAGGAGCAGCUUAAGUCCGUGAUCAUCGACUGUAGUAGCUCCCAGCCUCAGUUCCACGGCGCAGGAAGCAACUGGUCUUGUGAGGAUGGAAUGCAGGCUUUUUUGAAUGGUGCUGACGGAGGUAACCCUUUUCUUUUUUGGCAAGUCCUGGAGAACUUUAAACUAAAAGCCAUACAAGAAGCAGAUAAUUUGAAGAGAUUUAUCUGGCAGGCUGAAAUGAAUCAUUAUGCUUUGUUUCAAUGUUUCAUGUUCCUAAAGAACUGUGGUAGUGGAGGUAUCCUUUUGGAGAUUGUUAAAGUGGAACACGAAGAAAUGCCCGAAGCCAAAAGUGUGGUAGCUAUCCUCGAAGGAUUUAUGAAAGAAGCCCCUGCCCAAAGUUUUUGA